AACACGAUUUAUAACCUUAUUUAAAAUUAACAUUGUGUUGCUCUACUGUAACGUAAACAAUUAAACAUUUUGUAACAAUUAAACAAACAAUUACUAUCAUUAAUUUAAAAUUACCUGUCAUUUUUUAAAUUUUAUUUAAAAAUUUAAUGUUGAAUUUUUUUUCAAGGUAUAAAAAAUAAAUAAAGUAAAUAUGGAUGAUGACGAGAUUCCAAAUAAACGUCAGCGUUUAGAAAAAUCAAAAUCAAUUAGCGACAGUUCCUUCGAAAACGAAGACAGUUCUUCAGAAGAGUCUUCAUCCCACGUUGAUCAUGAAGAUGACGAUGACGAUGAGUGGAGCGAUUCGUCUUUUGACAAGAGCGACGAUUUUGAGGAAGAACUUGAGGAUGAAGACAGCGACAUAGUUUCGAAGUCUGAUUCAAAUAAAAGUUCAAGUUUAAAUGAUGACAGACUUCAUACUGCAGCCAAAGGGAACGAUCCUAAAUUACUUGAAGAAAUUCUUAAAGAAGGCGUCGACAUUGACGCUCCAGAUCAAAACGGCGACACUGCUCUCCACACCGCAGUUAGAAGACAAAAUAUACUUUUUGUUAAAUACCUUUUAAGAUACGGAGCAGAUAUUACCACGAGGACGAGCUAUGCCUACCAAAAAGGUUACACGCCCUUGCAUAUCGCCGCGGAAUUACAGCAGCCUGACAUCGCAAACGUUUUGCUGACAGUAAAACCAGAUUUUACGACAACCAGAAAAAUCCGCAAUAAAUUAUUCCAGUUCGCGCUCUGGCGAAAAAAUUUCAAAUUAAUGAACUACUUGAACGGGAACUUCGGAUUUAAUUCAAAGUGCGCUAGGAAAAUAAGAAAAACCCAGUCGUUAAUUUCCUUAGGAAUAAUGGGAUACAGUCACGAUAUGAUAAAACUGAUAAUGGGCACUCACUCGGACAUAAAUUUAAUAACAGAAAAAGGAGAGUCUGCUCUGCGGAUUGCCGUUCGCAAAGGCGACGUGGACAUGCUCAAAUUAUUGCUAAAGAACGGCGCGUCUCCUCAUGCCCCGGAUUUUGAGAAUCGCAAAUGGUACUCCGGGUUCCACACAGCCGCCGAAAUGAAUCGCGUCGACAUGAUGAAAGUUUUUUUGGACCAUCACUUCGACAAAGACGACGCCACCGACGAGGGAAUCACUGCUCUGCACAUUGCGGUCAUCAACAAAAACGUUGACUUGGUCAAGACUCUGCUGAGUUGGAAUGUCAACGUCAAUGUCAAAGCCAUGUACUACAACUUAAGGGGUUACACGCCCUUGCACAUGGCUGUCGUUGAAAACAGCCUGGAAAUAAUAAAACUCCUGCUGGAUACCAAAGGGAUCGACAUCCGUGCCACCAACGGCAACAGGGAGACAGCUCUCCAUAUUGCCACCAGAAAACAAUUCCGUGACAUCAUCGAGUACUUGCUGAAAUUUCAUGUCGAUAUCAAUGCCAAGAGUGGGUUACCUUCGCAAAACGGUUACACGCCUCUGCACAUCGCCGCGGAAAAAAAAAAUAAUAAAAUUAUAAAUAUUCUUCUGAGACAUGGCGCAGACAUAAAUGCUGUCACGGAUAAAGGGGAGUACGGGAUCCACAUCGCGGUUCAUGCAAGAGAUGUGGAUGUAAUUCAAAAUUUUUUGUCUCACGGUGUCGACAUCGAUUUGAAAUCGAAAGACGGUACGUCGCCACUGCACAUUGCAGUCUCUAAUGAAGAUUAUCGAGUUGUUGUAUUUUUACUUACUAAGGGUGCAAAUAUUGAUUUAAAAACAACUAGGGGCUCUAAGGCCCUUGAUAUAGCGAUUGAAUGUGACAAUUUAGAUUUAACAAGAAUAUUAUUGAAUGCUGGGGCUGAUAUUAAUUGUUUGCCGAGAUAUCCCUUUGAAUAUACUGUGAUUUUUGAUACGUUCAAGCGACAUGUAAUUAAAUUGACAACAGCGAAUGUAACGUUGAAAAAUUUGUCUCAUGUUUUAAGCUGGUUCUCGUCUGGGAAGAAAAUGGAAAAGUACAGAUCCAGGUGCGCGAAAGAAGUUGAGCUGCUGAAAAAAAGUAAAAUUGGCUCGAGCAAUAUUUCUUAUUAUGAGAUUUUGGUAAAACAUGUGGAUCAGCUGGCGAGAUGCGCGAAGAAUAUUGAUAUUAUUGAGACACUGGUCCCGGAAAAUGUAAUUGAAAAGUUCCCGCUGUAUGGAUUCUUGGUGGUGAGUCGGUUUAUUAAGGGAAUAAGUCGCAGGGAGAUGGUUAAGAAAGUGGAGCCGCUGCUCCUUGAUGUUUUAUAUGAACUGCCGCCAAUAGUCGUGGGAAUUAUAAUCGACUACUUGAGCGAUGAAGAUUUGAAAACGAUAUCGAAGAGUUUGUAGUUUAUAUAAUUUUUACUAGUUACAUUAGUGUAUAUUUUGUAAUUAAAUUGUUGUACUUUUUAAUUAUUUAUCAUAUAUUAUUGUAUUAAACAUUCGGCUAUGUAGUUUAAUA
Microplitis mediator is the source of this 2471-nucleotide messenger RNA. RefSeq names its product putative ankyrin repeat protein RF_0381. The transcript is spliced from 2 exons. Gene Ontology annotation, molecular function: protein binding. The coding region runs from base 191 to 2359 and encodes 722 amino acids. NCBI's taxonomy places the organism in Eukaryota, Metazoa, Arthropoda, Insecta, Hymenoptera, Braconidae. The record is from RefSeq and is a predicted model, not a curated record.